Ornithorhynchus anatinus (platypus) is the source of this 1872-nucleotide messenger RNA. RefSeq names its product endothelin receptor type B-like. Gene Ontology annotation, biological process: enteric nervous system development; vasoconstriction; G protein-coupled receptor signaling pathway. Lineage: Eukaryota; Metazoa; Chordata; Mammalia; Monotremata; Ornithorhynchidae. The transcript is spliced from 8 exons. Gene Ontology annotation, molecular function: endothelin receptor activity. Gene Ontology annotation, cellular component: membrane. The record is from RefSeq and is a predicted model, not a curated record. The coding region runs from base 276 to 1592 and encodes 438 amino acids.
CCCCGCCCCUCUCCCCACCCCCUGCACCUCCAGAAAAGAGGGGGAGGUGAAAAAGCAGUGGAAGAAAACUCAACGAGGACACUCUGCCCUGAAAGCGGUCAGGUGUCUACUCCGCAUGUCCCUUCCAAAAAGCUGGUUUGUUGGAGCCAAUGAGAUCAACCCAGAGAGCCUGCAGGAUCACAUAAUCGAGCUCACGUAGAAGAGAACCCGAGAACCAAAGGGAGAAGACUUCAUUCCGCAGCCCAGUUGGAUUAGGGUUUGGAUUUACCACCUCGAUGGCUAGAAUCUCAUUUUUGCCUGUACUGACCAUAUGCCUGGCUAACCUCGGCUUAAGGGUCUGGAGCCAGACCCCCAGGAAAAUCCAGGAAACCCCUGGCCCCUGGGAGGUGCAGAGCCAAGGGUUGGCUCAAGGUUUAGUCCAGCUGGGCUCCUUUGAUUCUUCCAAAGACUCGUCCAACGAAUCGCGUGACCUGGCGGGGAGAGUCUCACCACCACAGAGCCCCCCGCCCGCCCUCUGUGAGAAACCCACGGAAAUCAGGCAGAUCUUCAAGUAUAUCAACACCGUCGUGUCCUGCGCCAUCUUCCUGGUGGGUAUCGUUGGCAACACCACCCUGUUGAGGAUCAUUUACAAAAACAAAUGCAUGAGGAACAGUCCCAACGUCCUCAUUGGCAGUCUGGCGCUCGGUGACCUCCUCUACAUCCUCAUCGCGCUACCCAUUAACGUCUACAAGCUGCUGGCAGAACACUGGCCAUUUGGAGUUCAGAUGUGUAAGAUGAUCCCUUUCAUUCAGAAGGCUUCCGUGGGAAUUACCGUCCUCAGCCUAUGCGCUCUCAGCAUUGACAGGUAUAGAGCAGUGGCCUCGUGGAGCCGGAUUCAGGGCAUCGGGAUCCCCGCCUGGAAGGCGGUGGAAGUGACACUCAUCUGGGCCGUGGCCAUCAUCCUCGCUAUCCCAGAGGCCGUCUCCUUUGACUUGGUGGUGUUGAGCUACCGGGAGCAGAAGCACCAGGUCUGCAUGCUUUCCUCUCAGCAGAAAUCCACCUUCAUCAACUUCUACAAGGAUAUGAAGGACUGGUGGCUUUUUGGCUUCUAUUUCUGCCUGCCCCUAGCUUGCACUGGAGUCUUUUACACCCUGAUGUCCUGUGAGAUGCUGAGCAAGAGGAACGGAAUGCGCAUAGCGCUCAAUGACCACAUGAAAAGGCGCAGAGAGGUGGCCAAAACAGUGUUCUGUCUGGUGGUGAUCUUCGCGCUCUGCUGGCUGCCUCUCCACCUAAGCCGGAUCCUGAAGAAAACCAUUUACGACCCCGCCGAUCCCAACAGAUGUGACCUGCUUAGUUUUCUGCUGGUGUUGGACUACUUUGGCAUUAAUAUGGCCUCCCUGAACUCUUGCAUCAAUCCCGUGGCGCUCUACUUUGUCAGCAGGAAGUUCAAGAAUUGCUUCCAGUCGUGCCUGUGCUGCUGGUGUCAGAGGCCAGAGCGGAACAUCAACCGCACAGAUGAGAAAGGGUCUGGGGCCAGAUGGAAAGCCCACGGCCAGGACCUGGGUCUGGACCGAAGCAGUUCCCGCUUAAGCAAUAAGUACAGCUCCGCCUAAGAUCUACAAGCGUAUUAGAGAGAGGGAGGGGCAGGACAGAGGGAAGGGGAAAGAAGAGCUGAAAGAAUGAGCCGUAGAGCAGCCUUCUGGAGAUGACUGACAGCUGUCGCUUCAGUCUGGACUCAUUUUCUCCCAGUUGGAGAGGAGAAAUCAGAAAUCAGCGUGUCGUCGCUUCGAUUCUCGCUUCUCCCUUCGGGCACCUCCCCUUUAGAGGGUCCGAAACGCAAGCACGGAAUUUGUUUUUUGUGCCCCUUAUAAUCUAUAUUAUCAUUGGACGGCC